GAAUUUUCCUCUUUAUUAUUGACCCUUCUUGCUAUUGACCGACACAAUCCACCAAUAUCAGAACCCCCUCAAAGUCUAUCAUCCAAACAAGGGCACAAAGCCACAAACAUAUGGAUUCCAUCAAUUUCAUCAAAGGCUACAACAAAGUGAACCACCCCCAUGAAAAUCAAACUCCUCCACCUCAAAAACGCCUCACCGCCGCUAUCACCGUCACCAUCUCCGCCGUCUUACUCAUCGGUUUUAUGGUUGCAGUAUUCAUUCAUCAUGAAUCUAACACAAACGCUCAACCACCCGCCUCACCUUUUCUCUCCUCCGACUCCAUGGCCUCAAUCAAGACAGUUUGUAGCGAGACUCAGUACCCUGACUCAUGCUUCUCCUCCAUAUAUUCCCUCAACGUCCCAACUAACUCCGACCCAGAAAUCAUCUUCAAGCUAUCCCUCCAAGUCAGCAUCAAAGGGCUCUCAAAUAUCACUUCUUUCCUCAAAACUCUUAACGAUGUCCACUCUGAGCCUGCUUUACAAGAUUGCAUGACUCAGUUUGAGGACGCUCUGACUCGACUUAACGACUCGGUAUCUGAGAUGGAGGUGGGCUCCGGAGAGAAGAUGUUGACAGAUAGGAAGGUCAACGAUGUCCAGACGUGGAUUAGUGCCGCCAUGACGGAUGAAGAUAGUUGCCUUGAUGGGUUGGAGGAGAUGGGAUCAAAGGUUUUUGAUGAGGUGAAGAGUAAAAUGCAAAAGUCAAAGGAGGCGUUGAGUAACAGCUUGGCGAUUAUUGCCAGCAUCCAGACUCUUCUUCAGAAGUUUGGUCUUACAAUGCAUUGACCAAACCAAAGAAAAUUCCAAUUCCUGCAUUUUGAUUUUUGAAUAUUAUGUGUGUAUAAUAAUAUAUCAUGUGUAUAUGGAAUUAAACAUUUUAAUUCUUUGUUAAUGGUGAUUUAAAGGAUGGCUCAAGUAUAUGUGCUUUUCCUAUUUUGUUGAUUUCUAUCUUUGUCUCCUCACUUUGGUUGCUUUUAA
Messenger RNA from Pistacia vera, 1013 nucleotides. Its product is annotated as putative pectinesterase/pectinesterase inhibitor 26. NCBI's taxonomy places the organism in Eukaryota, Viridiplantae, Streptophyta, Magnoliopsida, Sapindales, Anacardiaceae. Gene Ontology annotation, molecular function: enzyme inhibitor activity. The transcript has a single exon. The coding region runs from base 111 to 821 and encodes 236 amino acids. The record is from RefSeq and is a predicted model, not a curated record.